This is a messenger RNA of Mesocricetus auratus (golden hamster), 2702 nucleotides long. Its product is annotated as zinc finger protein 664. Gene Ontology annotation, molecular function: RNA polymerase II transcription regulatory region sequence-specific DNA binding; DNA-binding transcription factor activity, RNA polymerase II-specific. Gene Ontology annotation, cellular component: nucleus. Gene Ontology annotation, biological process: regulation of transcription by RNA polymerase II. Bases 313 to 1881 code for a protein of 522 amino acids. NCBI's taxonomy places the organism in Eukaryota, Metazoa, Chordata, Mammalia, Rodentia, Cricetidae. The record is from RefSeq and is a predicted model, not a curated record. The transcript has 4 exons.
GAUGCUCUCGACUACCUCACUCACGUAGGCUGCAGACGUCUUUCUCUGCACAUUGCUGUCCUCUGGUAUGCCUUUGCUUUGCAUCAAGGUACUGGUCUCUAGACUAGAACCCUGCCCAGACCCCAGCAACCAAUUGAGUUUCUGGCAGGGGAGCAGAUUAGAAGGAAGUAAACCGGGAGCCGGCUCCGCUGCAGCUCCCGGCGUGCCCCGCACUCUCUGCUGCCCGCCCGCGGGCCCCUCCUUCUUCUCGUCCGAGUGCCACCGAGCGGGAGCGCGAGCCGCCGCCACCUCGGCAGCACAGCUGAGGGCACAAUGGAGAAAGUGGCCUUUGAGGAUGUGGCUGUGAACUUCACCUCAGGAGAGUGGGCUUUGUUGGAUUCCAGUCAGAAGAAGCUCUUCAGAGAUGUGAUGAAGGAGACAUAUUUGAACCUGAUCUCCAUAGAAAAAUCAGUAGAAGAAAAUAUUGGAGAGGACUGCAAAGACCUCAGCAGAAACAUGGGGACUCAAGUGAUUGAUAAAGACUGUGGAUAUACAUGUGAUCGUGAGUGUGAUAAAAACCAGGAACCGAUUACAGAGAAUAUCAUCAAUAAAGACUUGCAUUCUGGAGAAAGAGUAUGUGAAAAUCUAUUUCGUGUAGAAAACGUCAUUGGUCAUUCAUCCUCACAUGGCUAUCACAGAGACCAAACUACAGGGACACCGUAUGUAUGGAAGAAAGCUAUGGCAAAAGCUUUUACACAUCAGGCACAUUGGAAAGAUGUCCAUCAUUCUGAAUCACUUCAGGUACUUGAAACUUCUCCCAAGGAGAAACCCUGUGAGAGUCAAGAAUAUAAUGAAGCCCAUAGGAGUCUCAGUUUGCAUCAGCCUCAGGAGAGAACUUACACUGGAGUUACACUCAAUGACAAUGAUGUAAGGGGAUACACAUAUGUUCAGAACGAUGAAGUAAUCCACAUAGAUGCGAAAAAAUUUGUAUGUAAGCUUUUUGAAGAAUCCUUCAUUGAUUCCAGUGACCUUUACAACCAUGAAAAUAGUCAUAUUGGGCAGAAAAGGUACAAUUGUAUGCAAUGUAGCAAAACAUUUAAAUAUGCAAAAUGUCUUGAGAAUCAUAAAGUAACUCAUACAAAAGAGAAUCCUUAUGCUUGUAAGUAUUGUGAAAAAACCUUUACAUGCUCCAGUCAUGUGAAGAAACAUGUAAGGAUUCACACUGGAGAGAAGCCUUAUGCUUGUAAAAAUUGUCAAAAAACUUUUGCAAGGUCCAGUCAUCUGAACAGACAUGAAAAAAUUCAUACUGGAGAGAAGCCUUAUGCUUGUAGGCAUUGUGGGAAAGCAUUUAACCGCUCCAGUCAACUGCAGAGUCAUGAAAACAUUCACACUGGAGAGAAGCCUUAUGCUUGUAGGCAUUGUGGAAAAGCAUUUACUACCUCCAGUAAUCUGAAUGUUCAUGAAAGGAUUCACAGUGGAGAGAAACCUUAUGUGUGUAAGUAUUGUGGAAAAGCCUUCACUGACUUCAGUAGUCAUAAGAAUCAUGAAAGAAAGCACACGGGAGAGAAGCCUUAUGCUUGUAAGCAUUGUGGAAAAGCCUUCGUUGACUCUAGUAGUCAUAAGAAACAUGAAAGAAAGCACACUGGAGAGAAGCCUUAUGCUUGUAGGCAUUGUGGGAAAGCAUUUAUCUCCUCCAGUAAUCUGAACAGACAUGAAAGGAUUCACACUGGAGAGAAGCCCUAUGCUUGUAGAAUUUGUUGUAAAGCAUUUACCACUUCCAGUAGUCUGAAAGUUCAUGAAAACAUUCACAGUGGAGAGAAGCCUUAUGCAUGUAAGAAUUGUGGAAAAACCUUCGGCCAGUCCAAUAGUCAUAAGAGACAUGAAGGGAAACACACUAGGUAGAAGUAUUAAUGUAUGUAAAUAUUACGUAAAAACCUUUAUCCCUUUAUAUCCUAACUUGAAUGAAAAACAUCACUGGAGAGAAACAUUUUUUGUGUAAAGCAUGUGGGAAACUAUUCAUUCAGUCUAGUGAUCUUUACAACUGUGAAAAAACUUCACUCAAAAGAUAGGCAUUAUUCAUGUAAGUAUUUUGGAAAAGCCUUCAUGACUCCAGUAGUCCCCACAGACAUGGGAGGUGUCACACCGGAGAGAAGUCUUAUGCUUUUCAGCAGUGUAGAAAAGCUUUCAAGCACUCUGGUGAUAACAGCAGACAUGAAAUGCUUCACUCUAGUCAGUAGCCUAAUGCUUGUUAACAUUGUGGAAAAGCCUUCUAUAGUUCCAAUUGGCACAAGGGCAGUAAAGACAUUCACACUGGAGAGAAAGCCUUUCUUUGUAAGUAUUUGGGAAACUAUUUCUUCUUGUGAUUUCCUCAAGGAUAAAAGACCUCACACUUGUGGGGAACUUUUUCAAUGUCAGCAUUGUGGAAAAGCCUUGGCCUCUUCAAGUUUCUGUGACCCACAUGCAAGAAUUGACCUUGGAAAGAAGUUUAAUGAAAGUGUGCAUCUAAGUAAUGUGCCAAAGCCUUCACCAGUUCCUGCUGCCAGCAUAUUCUCAAGAAUCCAUCCUAUAGAAAGGCCUUACAUGGGUAUGCAUUGGAAAAUGUUUUAGCAGCAAUAGUUCAUAUUAUACCCAAACAUUUAUUUCACUGGUGAAAGCCUUUAUGUUCAGAAUAAAUGUGGGAAAAUACUCCAAUUGUUUAGAAUAAAAGAAGUUUAAUAACGUGA